This is a messenger RNA of Nicotiana tabacum (common tobacco), 264 nucleotides long. The record is from RefSeq and is a predicted model, not a curated record. NCBI's taxonomy places the organism in Eukaryota, Viridiplantae, Streptophyta, Magnoliopsida, Solanales, Solanaceae.
UCAAAUCGCUUCUACUAAUUACAUUUUAAAAAUUCUCUCUUAUUUCUUUCUAACCCCCAAUAGUUUCAUUGUUUCUUAAAACGAACCCUGCUUUCCCCAGUUCAGAAUUCGCGAAGGAAAAAUGAACCCCAGAACUGAUAAACUCGUAAGAAGGACGACUAUGGUGGCUACUGUCACUGCUUCCUAUUUUCUUCUCACUGCUGAUUAUGGCCCUGAACCCAAUGUUCUUGACCCGGUAUAAUUUCUAAUUGCGUCCUUCAAUUU